Apus apus (common swift) is the source of this 1362-nucleotide messenger RNA. RefSeq names its product carboxypeptidase O (gene CPO). The transcript is spliced from 11 exons. Lineage: Eukaryota; Metazoa; Chordata; Aves; Apodiformes; Apodidae. The coding region runs from base 1 to 1362 and encodes 453 amino acids. The record is from RefSeq and is a predicted model, not a curated record. Gene Ontology annotation, molecular function: metallocarboxypeptidase activity; zinc ion binding. Gene Ontology annotation, biological process: proteolysis.
AUGUGGCUUUUUCUUGGGAUCACCUUUUCUCUGGGGAUGCUAAUUCCUGGAAAUCUUAGCUUUAAAUUGCAAUAUAAUGGGGAUCAGGUUUUGCAUAUUGUGCCAGAAACACUUCAGCAAGUCCAGCAUCUUCAGCAUCUUUGCAACACUCUACUGCUGGAUUUGUGGAAGCCCCUGCUGCCUGAAGACAUUUUGGCUGGAGAAGACCUACACAUAAGGGUCCCAGCCCCUCUGCUGCAGGAGGUGAAAGACAGCUUAGAUCAGCACAUGAUCUCUUACAAAGUCCUAAUACCUGAUGUACAGGAUCUGGUGGAUCAGAGCAUGCCAAGGGAGACAAGCAGCCACAGGCAGGUCCCAGAAGGUUAUGUCUACACCCAGUAUCACCCAAUGGAAGAGAUUUAUCAAUGGAUGAUUCAGAUUGAGAAGAACAACAGUGAGCUGGUGACUCGGCACUACCUGGGGAAGACAAUUGAGAAUCGUGCAAUUUAUUAUCUGCAGAUCAGUCAAUCACCAAAUAAACCCAAAAAGAUCAUUUGGAUGGACUGUGGGAUUCAUGCCAGAGAAUGGAUAUCUCCAGCCUUCUGCCAGUGGUUUGUGAAAGAAAUUCUUCAAAAUUACAAAUCUGACCCAAAGAUAAGCAGGUUUCUGGAGAAUUGGAACAUCUAUGUCUUGCCAGUCUUCAAUAUUGAUGGUUACAUCUAUUCCUGGAAAAAAGAUCGUUUGUGGAGGAAAAACCGUGCUCCAUAUAAGAAUGGCACCUGCCAUGGGACAGAUUUGAACAGAAACUUCAAUUCCUCAUGGGGCAGUGUUGGUGUUUCUUAUAACUGCAGCAGUGAAAUCUUCUGUGGAUCUGGACCAGAAUCAGAGCCUGAGACGAGAGCUCUGGUUCAAUUUAUCAAAUGGAGGACAAGGGACAUUUUGUGCUAUUUAACAAUGCACUCCUAUGGACAGUACAUCCUCACUCCUUAUGGUUCCACAACUGAACCUCCAAGUAACAGUGAAGAACUGAUACAUGUUGCAGAGAAAGCGGCUGCUGCCCUGAUGGGAAAAUAUGGGACCAGAUAUGAAGUAGGAUCAACCUCUUUAAUUUUAUACAGUAACUCAGGCUCCUCACGGGACUGGGCUCACAUGAUUGGCAUUCCUUUCUCCUACACAUUUGAACUACGAGACAAAGGUACUUAUGGAUUUGUUCUACCCCCUGAACAGAUCCAACCCACAUGUGAGGAGACUAUGUUGGCUGUCACAACUAUCAUGGACUACAUUGACCAGAAGUACUUCCCAGAUAGGGCUGUGAUGCUGACCUCUGGCAGUUUGAGCAUGAGCCUUUGCCUUGGUGUUGUGCUUGCAUGGAGUGUUUCUUAA